Rhincodon typus (whale shark) is the source of this 921-nucleotide messenger RNA. RefSeq names its product profilin-2-like. The transcript has 3 exons. Bases 236 to 655 code for a protein of 139 amino acids. Gene Ontology annotation, molecular function: actin binding. Lineage: Eukaryota; Metazoa; Chordata; Chondrichthyes; Orectolobiformes; Rhincodontidae. The record is from RefSeq and is a predicted model, not a curated record.
AAAAUAGGAACUGGUGUAAAAGUUGCAGCAAAGGGGAACAUGCGGAUUCCGGGCUCUGGUGGGGGGGGGAAGGUUGGACUUGGUGGAAAGGCUGAGCAGUGAUUGGUUGUCAGGAGGCGGGUUGUACCAGCCCACUGCAUUGAUAUACCGCCCAGAAGGACAGCACUGACUAUAGUCGCAGUGAAGAUUUCUCGGAGUUAAUUGAGUUUGUUGUUGUUGCUGCUGCUCUAGGACAAUGAGCGGCUGGCCUGAAUACGUUAAGACGCUGAUGGGCUACAGCGAUGUGGCAGAAGUUGCUAUCAUCGGCCAGGAAUGUAAAACCGUUUGGGCGGCGUCCGAGAACAGCAAUUUAGGCAAAAUCAAGAGUGAGCAGGUUACAUCAUUGCUGGGCAACAUAAAUAACUUACAGACAACUGGAGUAACACUGGGGGACAAAAAGUAUACUUUUGUUCGGCAAGAGGAGGAUGAUAGUAUACCUGGUGGAUGGAGUUGGCUAACUUUAUCUGCGAAGACUGAAGACAGAACCUCUGCAAUAGUUCAGAAAACAUGCAGAACACUAAUCAUCAUGGAAAGCAAAAACAGCGUUACGAAAGGAACCAACUUACUCUGUUAUGUGGCCCCGACAGUCGCCCACCUGAAACAGUCUGGUUACUAGUUGUGAAGUUUCCAUUUUGGCAGUGUGCUGGUCGACCAGUCUCACCAUUGCUACUGGGAGAUGAAGGUUCUGUGCUCUCUCAAGUGUACACAUUUGCCUGCUAAAAUCAAUUUUUGUGCUAUUGAUGUAACUUGCAACUAUAUUAAAAAUGCAAAAUCGAGUUCACAAGAUGUUCACGUUUUUGUAUCCAGUAUUACUGCCUUAGUAACUGUCCAGUCUUUUCUAAAGUGCAAUUGAAUAAAAAGAAAUCUCUCUUGCAUGAGCAA